This is a messenger RNA of Paramecium pentaurelia, 1772 nucleotides long. The record is from the annotation of a GenBank genome assembly. Lineage: Eukaryota; Ciliophora; Oligohymenophorea; Peniculida; Parameciidae.
AUGUCUUAAGAUCAAUGUUAUGAUUAGGGAUUAUCAGGUUAAUCUUCACAAUCACCUUCUAAUUAAUAGGUUUAGAAAAGCAUGAAUUAAUUUUCUAUUGAUUUUUUUAUAGAAAAGCGAUUUAUCACUUAAGAGGAUUUGAAACCAAUUCUAGAGGAUGUUAGGGUAAUUGAUUCAAUAAUAAUAUCAUAGUGUUUAUAUAGUGUUCAUUCAAUUAAAUUGAAUCCUUAGAAUCAAAUUCCAGCUUUAGAAGGUACUGCAUUUUCUAUUAUUGAUCAUGAUGAAAAUAAAUUAAAAGCAAGAUGUGAUGCAGUUUAUAAAAUACUUUAAUUAAUAGAAUAAAGAAAUAAAUAAACAUUAGAAGUAAUUAUGUUGAUUCCUGAAGGUAAAAUCAAUAAUUAGCUUAGGGACUGUCUCAUAUGUGAUUGGAACCUAGGGAAAAUAAAUAGAGCAUAUUAAAUUAGAAACUAAGGUUCAUCUUGUAGUUAAUUAACCAAUCUAUGAAUUUUAAUUAAGAACAGUAACAAUUAUUGGUAAAUAUUAAUUAAAUAUUAUAAGGUGAGUCUAGUAGCAUUUUUAAUGCAGUUAAUUUAAUAAUAAAGUAAUUGUAGGAAAGAGGAAUUUCAAUUGAAGAUUAUGCUAAAAAAGCUGAACCUUUAGAUCCAAGAAGAGUUAUAACAAAAGUAUUUAUAAUUAAUAUUAGAGGCCAAAUUUGCAUUUUAGAGUGUGAUAAUAGAAUAUAUAUUAAAAAAUAAAGAUUUAGAGAAAAAAUAUUUAGUAAGAUUGAAGGGAAAGGGAAUUAAUGAAAUAAAAAUUAAAGUACAAAUUAAAAGAUUAUUAGAAAAACAAAUUAAAAAAGGAUGAAGCAAUUUUAUAAAUUGAUGGAACAUUAUUUAAUGUUUAAGAGGCAAUUUAAAAUAUAAUAAAGAAAGUGACUCAAUAAUUCAAGAAGAUUGAAUUUGAUAUAAGAAUUAUAAUGCCAGCUAAUUUUGCAUCUAAAUUAAUUGGGGCUAGUAAAUAAUUUAUUUAUUAUAUAUAAUAGAAGGAUGUUAAAUUAAAGAAUUAGCCAAUAAAGCUAGAGGUGCUUAAAUAAAAGUACUUUCAGAUAGGGAUGACACAGAUAUUGGUUAAGGUUGAAAUUCUAUAGAAUUUUAGAUUGUUUGGUAUAAGUAACAGGAUCGAUGGAAAAUAAAUAGGAAGCAACAAUAUUGAUUUUGGAAUAGAUUGAAUGUUUCAAAAAUGGAGGCCCUGUAUAUAAAUAAUUAAUAAGAUCCUUGAAAGCGGAAGGUACAUAAAUGAAAACUUUGCAUAAUAAUACAAAAACUCAGUGCAGGUCUAAGACAUGAAGCAAAAGAGGUUUUUGUGGAAGAAUUAAUUAGGUAGACAAUAAUCAUCUUCUUCGCGUUCAGAUAGAAGACAGAGAUCCAGGUCAUCAAAUAAAAAAUAAAAAUAUAUGAGAAGAUCUAGAUCAUCUAGGUAAAUAUAAAUAAUAAGUUAGUUCUAUUAAAUCUAAUAAGCGUAGAUUGAAAUAAUAAGUGCUCAAGACCAAAAUUAUUGUUAAAUAAUCACUAAUAGAAUUAAUUAAUAAAUAAGUAGUUCGAUGUUGUUAGGACUUAGAUGUUAGAAUCAAGACUUUUCCUUCUGUAUUUUACAUAAUAGAUAAAUAGGAUAUAGUAUAGGAGGUUAUUGUUAAAUUAAGUGGAGAUGUUAGAAGUUGUAUAACAGUUAUCUAAUAUAUAUUAAAUGAGUAAUGUAAAUUAUCCAAGAGAUGA